Messenger RNA from Caenorhabditis briggsae, 2232 nucleotides. RefSeq names its product Protein CBR-KIN-18 (gene Cbr-kin-18). Gene Ontology annotation, molecular function: ATP binding; protein kinase activity. NCBI's taxonomy places the organism in Eukaryota, Metazoa, Nematoda, Chromadorea, Rhabditida, Rhabditidae. The transcript is spliced from 10 exons. Gene Ontology annotation, biological process: protein phosphorylation. The record is from RefSeq and is a predicted model, not a curated record. The coding region runs from base 1 to 2232 and encodes 743 amino acids.
AUGGCUCCAUCGGCCGUUUUACAAAAGCCCGGUGUGAUCAAGGACCCGGUGAUAGCCGCAUUAUUCAGUACAAAAGAUCCAGAAGUACGGUAUCAGGAUUUGAGAGAAAUCGGACAUGGAUCGUUUGGUGCCGUUUAUUUUGCGUACGACAAGGAGAACGAGCAAACGGUGGCGAUCAAAAAGAUGAAUUUCAGUGGAAAACAGGCGACUGAGAAAUGGAAUGAUAUUCUAAAAGAAGUCUCGUUUCUGAAUACAGUAGUCCAUCGACACAUCGUUGACUAUAAGGCUUGUUUCCUAAAAGAAACCACUUGUUGGCUCGUAAUGGAGUACUGUAUCGGCUCGGCAGCCGACAUAGUAGACGUGCUUCGAAAAGGAAUGCGAGAAGUGGAAAUUGCGGCGAUUUGCUCACAAACUCUCGAUGCUCUUCGCUAUUUGCACAGUCUGAAACGGAUACAUCGAGAUAUAAAGGCUGGAAAUAUUUUACUGUCCGAUCAAGCGAUUGUGAAGCUAGCUGAUUUCGGUUCGGCGUCUCUCGUCGAUCCGGCUCAAACGUUCAUCGGAACACCAUUCUUCAUGGCUCCAGAAGUGAUUUUAGCGAUGGACGAAGGCCACUACUCAGAUCGAGCCGAUAUUUGGUCACUCGGAAUCACGUGCAUAGAAUUGGCCGAACGCCGUCCGCCACUAUUCAGUAUGAACGCGAUGUCUGCCCUCUAUCACAUUGCUCAGAACGACCCGCCAACACUGUCACCAAUCGACGACGCCUCCGAACAGCCAGAAUGGUCUCGGGAGUUCGUUGAAUUCAUUGAUAAAUGUCUCCGAAAGCCGGCAGAAGAACGGAUGUCGGCCGAGGAAUGCUUCCGUCAUCCGUUCAUUCAGAAGCCACGCCCAUCGGACACAAUUCAGGAGCUGAUUCAGCGGACGAAGAACAUGGUACUCGAAUUGGACAAUUUCCAGUAUAAGAAAAUGCGAAAAUUGAUGUAUUUGGAUGAGACGGAGGGCAAAGAUGGCAGCGAAUCGAAUGGCGGUGGUCCAGCACACGAUGAUCUCGAUUUUCAUGGAAACGAGCCGCAUUCCAUUGGAAGAGCCGGCGAUUCAGCGUCAUCUCGAAGCGCAUCACUCACAUCGUUCCGUUCGAUGCAGAGCAGUGGAGGCGGUGGGGGACCAGCUGGAUUGCUUGUCUCAACGAAUCUCACUGGUGCUAUGGAUAAUGUGCAUGGUACUCGCCUCCGCAGUCGAAACAUGUCCCGAGGGGCGUUUGAAAACGAGAUGAAAGGUGUGAAGACGCACUUGAAUCGAGUGAAAGACGCGAGACAAAACGAUUUCGAGGAGAAACUACAAGUGGAAUUGGAUGAGGAAGUGGUACGGUAUCGACGGCAACAAUUGAACAAUCUUCAUGCGUUGGAGGAGAGGCUCGAUGAUGAGGAAGUGAACGUGCAGGAGCGUCAAAUGGACACCCGUCACGGACUGCUUUCGAAACAACACGAAAUGACGAGAGAGCUCGAAAUGCAACACUUGAAUGAGCUGCAUUCAAUGAAGAAGCGACAUUUGGAGACACAGCAUGAGGCAGAAUCAGCCAGUCAGAAUGAGUAUACGACACGGCAGCAGGAAGAACUCAGGAAGAAACAUGCCAUGCAGUCCAGGCAACAGCCCAGGGAGCUUAAGAUUCAAGAAGCGCAAAUCCGCAAGCAAUAUCGUCAGGUAGUAAAAACGCAAACGCGUCAAUUCAAGCUCUACCUGACACAAAUGAUUCAAGUAGUGCCGAAAGACGAACAAAAAGAGCUGACGUCUCGUCUGAAACAGGACCAAAUGCAGAAAGUCGCUCUUUUGGCAUCACAAUACGAGAGUCAAAUCAAGAAAAUGGUCCAGGAUAAGACGGUGAAACUGGAGUCGUGGCAAGAGGAUGAGCAACGGAUUCUGAGUGAAAAACUGGAGAAAGAGCUCGAGGAGCUGUUGGUUUAUCAAAAGAAACAGAAGGCCACGUUGGAGGAGCAGAUUCAAAAGGAACGAACGACACUCGAAGAACGAAUCAACGCUCGUCGGGCGCUCCUGGAGCAGAAGAUUCUGGAAGAACGAGAGCAAAUGGCCGAAAUGCGUCGGCUGAAAAAAGAGCAGAUUCGUGAUCGACACAGUCAAGAGAGGCAUCGGCUGGAGAAUCAAUUUGUGAGAACUGGAUCGACGAGUCGAAGUUCCGGAGGAGCGACGAAUUCCAGUUCUAUUCAAAUGGCAAUGUAG